AUGUCUUAUUUUACUGAAUAUAAAGAUGUUAUACAAGAAGGUGACCUUGCUCUGAUUUGGAUUUCAAGAGACAAUAUAAAGCCCAUAACGAUAGAUGUUACUGCUACAUUCAACACAAGAUAUGGUUCGUUUCCUCAUAAGGACAUGAUAGGUAAAAAAUACGGCUCACAGAUAGCAAUCCGUACUAAAACCAACAAAAAAUUUGCGUUCAUCCAUGUUUUGCAACCAACUCCAGAACUGUGGACACUUUCUCUUCCUCAUCGUACACAAAUUGUCUAUACCCCAGAUUCUUCAUACAUCAUGCAAAGAUUGAACUGUGGUCCAAGUAGUACUGUCAUUGAAGCAGGUACCGGGUCCGGUUCGUUUUCCCAUGCCUUUGCUAGAUCUGUAAAACAAUUAUACACUUUUGAGUUCCAUCCCGUUAGGUAUGAACAGGCAUUGAAGGAGUUUAAAGAUCAUGGGUUACUUGAAGAAAAUGUAAUAAUUACUCAGAGAGAUGUUUGCGCCAACGGAUUUACCAUCAAAAAAGGAGAUUUGACAUCAGUAACAUUUAGCGACACUGAGGAAUCUGUUGACAUCGGGGCCAAUGCUAUCUUUUUGGAUUUACCUUCUCCAUGGGAUGCAAUUCCCCAUUUAGAUGAGGUUAUUUCUCACAAUGAAAAAGUUGGAUUAUGUUGUUUCUCUCCAUGUAUUGAACAGGUUGAUAAGACUCUAGAAGUGCUCGAAAAAUUUGGCUGGACUAAUGUGGAAAUGGUUGAAAUACAAGGUAAGCAAUAUGAAAGUAGAAGACAAAUGGUUAGAACAUUAGAUGAUGCAAUGGAAAGAUUGAAGGAUAUUAAGAAAAGAAAAUUAGAGGGCGUAGAGAGACGUAAGAGACAAUUAGAAAAUUUGGAGAAUGAUGAUGGGAAUAUUGAGGAUGAAGAGGAAAAAAAGAUUUUGGAACCACAACCACUUACUGAAAAGACAAAAUAUAAUCCAUUUGGAAAGGGGUCUAGAAUAAGAGAGGGUGACUCGAAUUAUGAAUGGAAGCAGGUUACUAAGAUGGAGACGGAGGUUAAAUCACAUACUUCUUACUUGACGUUUGCCUUCAAAACUAUGAAUAAAACAAGAAAUGAAGAAAAAGUUGGCAUUUUGUUAGCAUCAUUAAGUAAAAAGAAAUAA
Messenger RNA from Kazachstania africana CBS 2517, 1161 nucleotides. It is a transcript of the gene GCD14, whose product is annotated as tRNA 1-methyladenosine methyltransferase subunit GCD14. The record is from RefSeq and is a predicted model, not a curated record. Gene Ontology annotation, cellular component: nucleus; tRNA (m1A) methyltransferase complex. Bases 1 to 1161 code for a protein of 386 amino acids. The transcript has a single exon. NCBI's taxonomy places the organism in Eukaryota, Fungi, Ascomycota, Saccharomycetes, Saccharomycetales, Saccharomycetaceae. Gene Ontology annotation, biological process: tRNA methylation.